This is a messenger RNA of Cutaneotrichosporon cavernicola, 1158 nucleotides long. RefSeq lists its product as uncharacterized. Bases 1 to 1158 code for a protein of 385 amino acids. The record is from RefSeq and is a predicted model, not a curated record. The transcript is spliced from 5 exons. NCBI's taxonomy places the organism in Eukaryota, Fungi, Basidiomycota, Tremellomycetes, Trichosporonales, Trichosporonaceae.
AUGUCAGCACGCGACUACACAGACUCCGAGUCUGACGGCGACGUACCACUCGCCUCUGCAGCAUCCACUCCCCGCGGCGUAUCCCCUCACUCGCCGAGCAAGGAUCACGUUCGCAUCAAACUCCGGCCAGGCUUGAUACACUCUGCCGAGCCGUCUCCGUCCGUCUCGCCCCCUCCGCGCUUCAAGAUCAAACUAGGCAUGAAGCACGCUCGGCAGGCAGCAUACUCGUCCUCUGAGGACGAGAAUAAUCCCCCAAAAAAGCAAAAGACGCACAAGUCUCCACCACCGACUGGUCCGAUUCCCAAGCACCAGGGGCGGAGCGAGCGCGCCCAGUCGGCAAUAUCGGCCAUGAGCGUCGCCAGUGCCGACGAUCCCGUGGAGAAGAAGAAGAACUCGCGCCGCUCCGUCGGCAACCCUGGUCCAGGCAAGGCAUGGCGUAAAGGCAUGCGUAAGGGCAACCCCAUGCCGUGGAAGGAGGGAAGCAGCUUCAUGGGCGAGAAGAUUCGCAGCUCACCACUCGCUACGCCCCAGCGCGCCAGUGUGUCCCGCGAAGUGUCGCCUGAUCUCGACGCCAUGCUCCUCGCAACUGUGACGCGCGAGCGUGAGCGCGUUGAGCGCGAGCCAAGCCCACCCUUCAUGCUCGCUGAUGCGGACAAGCUCGGCAUCCCCGUGUUUGCCAACCCCGUCAUCCCGCCCAAGAUCUCACUCAGCCAGUUCCCCAAAGUCACCCAGACGUUUGCGCGGAUGGACCACAAGCCGUGGCCCAAGGAACAGGUACGGAAGUGGACGUUCGACGAGCGCGUGAUCCAGGGCGUGGGAGGCGGCAGCCUCAAAUUCAAGACGUGGUCUAGAGGCCCCGACUCGCAACUCUCCAUGGUUGUGGCGGCGCAGCGCGAGGCCGAGGCCGCAGCGCGCGCCGCCAAGCGCGAGAUGAAGCAGAAGGAGAAUGAGACGCCCGAGCGCCCACCCUUCGCUCACAGCUUGUCAUCAGACAGCGUACCCCGUGCAGGGAGCGUUGAUGAGGAGAGCGAGGCGGAUGGGGACGACAGUGCGCGCGAGAGUCCCGCACCGCGUAGACGUAAGCCUGCCAAGCCGCGCAAGAGCAAACUUGCGCAGGAGAUUAAACCCGAGGCGGAGAGCAGUGUGCCGCCCGAGUAG